AUGGGAGCAGGCCGGCCCGGGGCGCCCAUGGAGCACCAAGGUAGGGCCGCCGCCUCAGCCGGCGCCCCCCCGGGGCCGCCGGCCUCCGAGUCGUCCUCGUCCGGAGAGCCGGGGCCCGGGGGGCCGGCGCUGGAGCCGCGGAAGCGGGAGCCCGCCCGCCGCCGGGCCAGCAGCACCUUGGCCGCCUCUUCGUUGCCCUCGCCCGCCGCCGCGGCGGUUGACAACCAGUGCCAGGGAGCGGCGGACGGCAUGAACCGGGAGCGGCCGGGCUUCUACAGCGGCGCCACGCACGGCACCCGCCAGCGCCUGGAGACCCUCAAGAAGAAACGGCCGCUCUUUCCGUGGUUUGGCUUGGAUAUUGGUGGAACCCUGGUCAAGCUGGUUUAUUUCGAACCCAAAGAUAUCACUGCUGAAGAAGAGGAAGAGGAAGUGGAAAGUCUUAAAAGCAUUAGGAAAUACCUAACCUCAAAUGAGGCAUAUGGGUCCACAGGCAUUCGGGAUGUCCACCUUGAAUUGAAGGAUCUGACCUUGUGUGGACGUAAAGGCAAUCUGCACUUUAUACGUUUUCCUACUCAUGACAUGCCUGCUUUUAUUCAAAUGGGCAGAGAUAAAAACUUCUCAAGUCUCCACACUGUGUUUUGUGCCACCGGAGGUGGAGCAUACAAAUUUGAGCAGGAUUUUCUUACAAUAGGUGAUCUUCAGCUUUGCAAACUUGAUGAACUAGACUGCUUAAUUAAAGGAAUUUUAUACAUUGAUUCUGUUGGAUUCAAUGGACGGUCACAGUGCUAUUACUUUGAAAACCCAGCUGAUUCUGAAAAAUGUCAGAAGUUACCCUUCAAUCUGAAAAAUCCAUAUCCUCUUCUGCUGGUGAACAUCGGCUCUGGGGUUAGCAUCUUGGCAGUAUAUUCCAAAGAUAAUUAUAAACGUGUUACUGGUACCAGUCUUGGGGGAGGAACCUUUUUUGGUCUUUGCUGUCUUCUGACUGGCUGCACCACUUUUGAAGAGGCUCUUGAAAUGGCGUCUCGUGGAGAUAGUACCAAGGUGGAUAAACUAGUACGAGACAUCUACGGAGGGGACUACGAGAGAUUUUCAUUGCCAGGCUGGGCUGUAGCCUCUAGUUUUGGAAACAUGGUGAGCAAGGAGAAAAGAGAGGCCGUCACUAAAGAGGACCUGGCCAGAGCCACCUUAAUCACCAUCACCAACAACAUUGGCUCAAUAGCACGAAUGUGUGCUCUCAAUGAGGGUAUCAACUUAGUGGACUGAAGGCCUUCCUUUCCUGUUCCAGUAAGAGCCCUCUGCCAGUUUACCUGUCUUUCCUGAUCUUGCCGUGUGAAUUUUGCUUGGGGUGCUCCAGGCAAGGAACAUGUUUGGUGUUUCUCACUGGCUACACAUUGCAGCCUACCAUAAAUCAGCAAGCAUUUGCUAAAACAUUAACCAGGUGGUAUUUGUUGGAAAUUUUUUGCGAGUUAAUACCAUUUCCAUGAGACUUCUUGCGUAUGCUUUGGAUUAU
Molecule: messenger RNA, 1510 nt
Organism: Vombatus ursinus (common wombat)
Lineage: Eukaryota; Metazoa; Chordata; Mammalia; Diprotodontia; Vombatidae
Gene: PANK2
Product: pantothenate kinase 2
Exons: 7
Coding region: 1-1263 (420 amino acids)
Biological process (GO): coenzyme A biosynthetic process
Cellular component (GO): nucleus; cytosol
Molecular function (GO): pantothenate kinase activity; ATP binding
Source: RefSeq, a predicted model, not a curated record